Messenger RNA from Diabrotica virgifera virgifera (western corn rootworm), 1646 nucleotides. RefSeq names its product coiled-coil domain-containing protein 13-like. The coding region runs from base 36 to 1589 and encodes 517 amino acids. The record is from RefSeq and is a predicted model, not a curated record. NCBI's taxonomy places the organism in Eukaryota, Metazoa, Arthropoda, Insecta, Coleoptera, Chrysomelidae. Gene Ontology annotation, cellular component: centriolar satellite. Gene Ontology annotation, biological process: non-motile cilium assembly; cytoplasmic microtubule organization. The transcript has 7 exons.
UUGAAGUCCUUUCCUUUUAUUUGCCAUAACUUGUAAUGAGUGAGGGAAAAUCUGUUAACACAAACAUCGUAAAAAUGCCGAAAAAGAUACAAUAUACACCCCAUAGAGAAAUAAUUCCAGAUAUACCUCAGGAUAUAAUCUAUCCUAACGAAUUAAAUAGUUUUUUACGGGAACAACUAAGAUAUCAUGUUCAAAAGAGCGGGUUGCUACAACAAAAUUUGAACGAUUUGGAAAUUCGUUACAUGACCAGUAAAGAUAACAUUAAAAAACUAGAGGAAAAACUUAAUGACUAUGAAAAGAUCUAUGAUAAUGCUAAGUCCUCCCAGGUAGCUACUUCAAAAAUAAUUGAUCUUAGUAAGAAAUUACGAGAAAAAAAUUUGGAAGUUGAGACUCUUAAAGCAAGAUGCUCCAAAACUGAGACAUACGCUUUCAAUUUAAAACAACAAUUAGAAGAUGAGCAACUUAUAAGUGUUAAAGAAUGUAAUGCUCAAGACACGCCCGCAGUCAAUUUACCUAAAGAAGAAAAUAAAAGACAAACUGAAAAACUAGAAACAUUGAACACUAAAUUAUCUGAAAGCAACAAUUUAAUUUUGCUACUGAAGAAUGAACUAAAAUUAGCUAAGAAAAUUAUUCAACAAGAAACUGGCGAAAAUUUCGAAGCUCUACAAAAGCUAAACAACUUAAAUGGUUGGAGAGGAAGAGCUCAACACAUUCUAGAUCUACAACAAAAAAAUUCAGAGUUAAAAGAAAAGUUGAAAACUUCUCAAGGUUCUAAUCCAACAGAGGUGGUCUCUUUUGCAUCUAAAAAUGACGCCCAAUUGAUCACUUUGACAAAGGAAAUUGAACAAUUAAAGAUUAAAAAUGAGGAACUAAAGAAGAAACAUGAUGCAUUAAAAGCUAGAUAUAAAGUUGCAGACAUGGAUGUUACUCUACUAAAAUCGAAAUCGACCAUGUUAAAGGAACAAGCUACUAGAGACCAAGAAGUUAUUAGUUCAUUGGUGGGACAAUUAAAUUCUUCCAAGGAAAUGAAAAAUGAUCUUAUGUUACAAAAAGAGCGAUUGAUCACAAAACUUCAAACAGAAAAAAAGCAAUUUGUAUUGGAAAUUGAAGAAUACAAAUCUGUAAUUAAAAGUCUUCGAGAAGAAUUAAACGAAAAAGGAGCAGAGCUUGAAAAAAAAUCGACAUUUAAUAAUUUUGAUAAAAAUGAGGAACUGAUAAAAGUAUCAGAACCAAUGGAUAGGUACAAUAGUCUUUUGGAGCUAAUUGAAACUGGAAAUGAAAAACUCAAAUGUGAAAGAGAAGCCCAUAUUAAAACUCAGGCUAUGUUAAAAAUAGAAAAACAAAAGGUAGUUAAAAGCGAAUCAGCACUAGCUAGAAUGGGAUUGGAAAACUCUACAAGGCAGAGUUAUAGUUCAAUCAAUUCCGUAAGAUCUUUGGAUUCCACCUUAAAAGAUCAGUUGGAAUUAGCGGAAGAGAAAAUAAAAGCCUUACAAACUAGAUUAGAGAUUGAGCAAAUGGAAAGAAAAGAGGAUUUAAAACAAUUUGGUCAAAUUAUUAAGACAUACGAAACCUCGACAACUAACAUGUGAAUAUAACUUUUAGUAUGUACCGUGGAUUAAUAAGUAAAUAAAAAUUAUUUCUGUAUA